AUGUAUAAAGAAGAAACAAAAGAAUUACAAAUUGAUAAUAAUAAGUACAAUACUCAUGGAGGAUUUGCACAAGGUAUACAAACACGUCAAAUGAAUAGUCAAGGUUUAAGAAUCAUCCCAGUGUUUGCUCCGAAUUUUAUGAAAAAUUCAAAAUAUAGCUUUUUAAAGAAUGAGAUAGUUGAUAAAGCAUUAAACUUCUGGCAAAGUGCUCUUAAUGUUAAACGGCCAUCGAACAAAAACAUCCUAAUCAAAAGAGGGUGUACAAAUGAUAGACUUUGGUUCUUUCCUUCCAAAAAUGGAUCGGUUGACACAGUUUGCGAAUAUAAUUGUCUUCCUUUUACUAAAUGUCAUACAAUGGAAGUACCUCAGAAAUUUUUACAAGCAUGUAGAACACGAUAUGGAACUAGUGGAUUGGAUGGUUCCGGUUUACCAGGCAAUGGAUAUUUAAUGAUAAUUGACGCUUCGCCAGGUGGCUUAUGCAGAGAUGGGUGGUUGUUGGCUUAUGCAAACACUUGUCAGUUGGAAGGAAAUACUGAUCGGCCAAUUCUUGGAUUUAUUAAUUUCUGCCCAAAUCGUUUGGAUGAACAUUAUCCAAUGAGCAAAGUAUUACGGUAUACGGCAAUUCAUGAAAUGGGACAUGCAUUAGGCUUUAACAGAAAUCUUUACCCUUUCUAUCGUGACGAUCAUGGCAAGCCACGAACGCCACGUAAUCCCGUUACAGGAAUGCCAAGUACUCCGAGGGGUGAGUUCGGAAUAUUUGCUCCUAGUACUAAUGUCGUUAGAGAAGUCACUCGCACUUGGAAAUCCGCAAUGGUUACUUCGACACGGAAAAUAGGAGCCCUUGUUCUUCCAAAAACCUUGGAAUUUGCCAGAAGUCAUUUCAACUGCUCAAAUUUAGACGGUGUGGAUCUUGAAAAUGAAGGCAGUGGUGCCACAGCUUUAACACAUUUUGAGAAGAGAGUUGUGAAUGAUGAACUUAUGUCAGGAAGUGUUGAACUAUCGUUAACUAUUUCAGGGCUAACAUUAUCAGUUUUCCAAGAUUCUGGGUGGUAUGACGUUGAUUUCCAGAUGGCCCAAGACUGGAAAUGGGGAAAAAAUUUAGGAUGUGACUUUGUUACAAAAAGUUGUUCUGAAUACAUGGCCUUAAAAAGAUCCCGAAACGAAUCAACUGGUCCAUGGUGUGAUUACUUUGAUCGAACACGUGCUCAGUGUGUACCAUAUAACAAAGCAUAUAAUUUGUGUAACAUGGUUCGACAUCAGCAUCGAAUCCCACCAGACAAACAACAUGUAACAAAUCAUAGAGAACGUGAAUUCUUGGCAGGUGAUAGUAAAUUACAUGAUGGGUGUGCAUUUUUUCAGCCGAUGCCAAACCUUCAUGGAACAGGUCAAACGUCAGUUUGCACAGAUACUGAAAAUAAUCAGCGUUUAGGUGUGAACCCUUUGAUGCAACGAUUUGGACCGAAUUCAAUGUGUAUUAAUCAUGGAGACAAUAAACGAUGGGUAGUAGAAACAAGAAGAGGUAUUCAGAGUACCGAUGAUAUGGGAGCAACGUGCCACGAACACCUAUGCGGUAAUGGAUUAACAAUUAUGAUAGGACCGAAUGCUAUUUCGUGUCCAAAACAGGGAGGAACAGUGGCUCUAAACGUACCAGGGAAUUCAGGAUUGAUCAAAGGUUUUGUUCACUGUCCACCAUGUACUGAAGUGUGCGGAGUGAGUUGA
Messenger RNA from Schistosoma rodhaini, 1719 nucleotides. The record is from the annotation of a GenBank genome assembly. Lineage: Eukaryota; Metazoa; Platyhelminthes; Trematoda; Strigeidida; Schistosomatidae.